This is a messenger RNA of Polistes dominula (European paper wasp), 2923 nucleotides long. RefSeq names its product DNA replication licensing factor Mcm2 (gene Mcm2). Gene Ontology annotation, biological process: DNA replication; mitotic DNA replication initiation; double-strand break repair via break-induced replication. Gene Ontology annotation, cellular component: MCM complex; nucleus. Gene Ontology annotation, molecular function: 3'-5' DNA helicase activity; ATP binding; single-stranded DNA binding. The record is from RefSeq and is a predicted model, not a curated record. NCBI's taxonomy places the organism in Eukaryota, Metazoa, Arthropoda, Insecta, Hymenoptera, Vespidae.
UUAUUUAUUAAAUAAUAAUUAAAUAAUUAUAUUUCUUUGUUAACUUAUAUUUCGUUAAAAUACAUAGUUAAAUAUAAGUUAUUGCUACUCUCAUAGUUUUAAUUCCUUAGAUUUUAUUAAUUAUACAUCAUGAGUCAAAGUAGUUCACCUGUCAGAUCAGACAGGCAUACAGAUAUGAUGACAUCUCCUGCACCAGAAAUAGAUGAACCUUUUGCAGAUGAAAGCGCAUUACUUGAUGAAGAAAAUGAUGUUAAUAACCCAGAAGAAGAAGAAGAAGAAGAAGAAGGAGAAGAAUUAUUUGGAGAUAACAUGGAAGCCGACUAUCGUCCCAUGCCAGCUCUUGAUAGAUAUGAUCCUACAAUGCUUGACGAUGAUGAGUACUCCGAAUUGUCUCAAGGAGAUCGUGUAGCAGCUGAAAUAGAAAUGCGAAGAAGAGAUCGUGCAGCUGGAAUUCUAAGAGAUGAUAGAGAUUUACUUUAUGAUGAUACCGAUGAAGAUGAUACUCAAACUCACAAGCGACGUAUGGCUGAAAAGGCUGCCACUGGUGAUAUUGAUGAUAUAGAAAUAAUAGAAUCUAUUGAAAAUUUAGAAGAUACAAAAGGUCAUUCUAUCAAGGAAUGGGUUACGAUGUUAGGGCCACGAACAGAAAUUUCCAAUCGUUUUAAAAGUUUUUUGCGUACCCACACAAAUUCAAAAGGACAAUAUAUGUAUAGAGAACGUAUUCGUCACAUGUGCGAAAGUAAUCAGUCUAGCUUUAUCGUGGAAUUUCCUAUUCUUGCAAGUAAAGAACAUGUUUUGGCUUAUUUUUUGCCUGAAGCUCCGUUUCAAAUGUUACAAAUAUUUGAUGAAGUAGCUAAAGAAUUGGUAUUAACUAUUUUCCCUAGUUACGAAAGAGUUACAAGUGAAAUUCAUGUUAGAAUAUCGGAACUUCCAUUAAUAGAGGAAUUACGUACAUUUAGGAAGCUACAUCUUAACCAAUUAGUUCGAACUCUUGGUGUUGUAACAGCUACAACAGGAGUGUUGCCACAAUUAUCUGUCGUGAAAUAUGAUUGUUCUAAAUGUGGAUAUGUUCUUGGCCCAUUUGUACAAUCACAAAAUUCAGAAGUGAAACCGAGUUCAUGUCCAGAAUGUCAAAGCUUGGGUCCUUUCAUGAUUAAUAUGGAACAAACAAUCUACAGAAAUUAUCAAAGAAUAACAAUUCAAGAAUCUCCAGGAAGAGUACCUGCAGGAAGAAUACCAAGAAGUAAAGAUUGUAUUUUAUUAUCUGAUCUUUGCGAUCGAUGUAAACCAGGAGAUGAGAUAGAUCUUACAGCUAUAUAUACUAACAAUUAUGACGGUUCUUUAAAUACAGAACAGGGAUUUCCAGUGUUUUCUACAGUAUUAUUGGCUAAUUAUUUAUUUGUAAAAGAUUCUAAAGAAAUUGUUGAAUCUUUAACCGAAGAAGAUAUCGCUAGUAUUCUUGCUUUAAGUAAAGAUCAUCGUAUCGCUGAUCGAAUUGUUGCAAGUAUUGCUCCUUCUAUCUAUGGACAUGAAUAUAUUAAACGAGCACUGGCGUUAACUAUUUUUGGAGGAGAAGCCAAAAAUCCUGGUAAUAAGCAUAAAGUAAGAGGAGAUAUAAAUGUUUUGAUCUGUGGUGAUCCAGGAACAGCUAAAUCUCAAUUUUUAAAAUAUAUUGAAAAAAUAGCUCCAAGAGCAAUUUUUACAACAGGCCAAGGAGCUUCUGCUGUAGGUUUAACUGCAUAUGUACGUAAAUCACCUACUACACGAGAAUGGACGUUAGAAGCUGGUGCUUUAGUUUUAGCAGACCAUGGUGUUUGUCUAAUUGAUGAAUUCGAUAAGAUGAAUGAUGCAGAUAGAACAUCUAUACACGAAGCUAUGGAACAGCAAAGUAUUUCUAUUUCAAAAGCAGGAAUUGUUACAUCAUUACAUGCUAGAUGUUCAGUAAUAGCUGCAUCCAAUCCAAUUGGAGGAAGAUAUGAUGCCAGUAUGACCUUUUCAGAAAAUGUGGAUUUAUCGGAACCGAUUAUUUCUCGAUUUGAUAUACUAUGUAUAGUAAAAGAUGAAGUGGAUCCUAUGCAAGAUAGACAUUUAGCUAAAUUUGUGGUAAACUCGCACGUUAAACAUCAUCCAACUAAUUCAGAAAAAGCAGUACCACCAGAACCAACCGAGACAACUGAAAAUCUAUCUAUUCCUCAAGAUCUUCUUAAAAAGUAUAUUGUCUAUGCUAAACAAAACGUUCAUCCUAAAUUAACUAACAUUAAUCAAGAUAAAGUAGCUAAAUUAUACAGCCGUUUGAGGCAAGAAAGUUUGGCUACAGGAAGUUUACCUAUAACAGUACGACAUAUUGAAAGCAUUAUUCGUAUGGCUGAAGCUAGUGCAAAAAUGCAUUUACGAGAUCAUGUGCAAGAAAGUGAUAUUAAUCUUGCUAUAAGAAUGGUUUUAGACAGUUUUGUUGAUACACAAAAAUACUCUGUUAUGAAAAGUAUGCGUCAGACAUUCCAAAAAUAUUUAUCAUAUAAAAAAGAUCACAGUGAACUUUUAUAUUACAUACUUCGUCAAAUUACAUUGGAUACAUUAGCAUUCCAAAAAGCCUUACAUGGGAGUCGAAUUACAACUCUAGAAAUAUCCGAAAAAGAUUUAUUGGAUAGGGUAAUACAGACUAUAUUGAUUAUAAAAAUAUUGUGUAUUCAUGUACAAUCAUUUUUUUGUAUAUUUCUUUUUUUUUUUUAUAUAUGUAUCUUUCUUUUCCAGGCUAAACAAAUCGACAUACAUAAUUUACAUCCAUUUUAUGAAAGUGAUAUUUUCAAAACUAAUAAUUUUGUAUAUGAUUCUCGAAGAAAAGUGAUUAUUCAAACUCUUCCAGAAAAUGUCGACGACUGAAGAAUUCAUUAAAUAUUUGUGUUAUUUUAAAUAAUAUUUCUUA